Molecule: messenger RNA, 3129 nt
Organism: Haemorhous mexicanus (house finch)
Lineage: Eukaryota; Metazoa; Chordata; Aves; Passeriformes; Fringillidae
Gene: VGLL1
Product: vestigial like family member 1
Exons: 6
Coding region: 337-1068 (243 amino acids)
Biological process (GO): regulation of transcription by RNA polymerase II
Cellular component (GO): nucleus
Source: RefSeq, a predicted model, not a curated record
CUCCCUUGUGGCCAGAAACUGUACAAAUGCAUGAAAAUGAUGCUUCUCCAGGGCAUCCUUGUCCUACUCUUACCGUACCUGGCAGCAGAGAUUUUUAAAGAGAAUAAAAAGGAGCCUUAUUCUGUUGACUUCCUGCAAACUAUUUUAGUAGAGUUCCUGCCUUAAGUCUGUAAAUUCUGGUCGACCCACAGUGUAUGUUUUAGCAGUCUUGCUCCAAAGUUUUAAGCAGCUGGCAGAACCACCAUGUUCCUAGGUGAAGCAACUAAUUACUCUUAGAAGUCUUUUUGUUUUGGGCAUCUGUGCCGACAGUGAUUAAGGGACUGUUGGUCAUUGAAAAUGGAAGAAACAAGGAACCUUUCCCCAAAGCUGACUAAAAGCAAAGAGCCUGUGAAAACAGAAUGGGGAUCUCAGAGCGUGGUGUUCACCUAUUUCCAAGGGGACAUUAACAGCAUGGUAGAUGAACAUUUUUCUAGAGCUCUCAGCAAUGCCAAGAACCCCCAAGACCUGAGCACAAAGCACAAGGGUGAGACUGUUGUCCUGAAAAACAUAGACAGCAUGUCUCCCCAUCAGUGGAAUUUCUCAUCACAUUGCUACAAACCAUAUCCAUCAUCUUCUUCAACAAGCAUGGCAACUUCUGCUCUGAGUUUUUCCACUGCUGGUGUGGUAGGCCAGUGCCAGCCGUCGUCUCUGCAGAGUCGUCCAGCUCAACCUGCAGAUUUAUGGCCCUUCCCUCCAACUGGGACUCCCAGUGUCACCGGUUCAAUGUAUCCUCACACCCUCCCUGACCUGCAUGCAGCCGAUGAGCUGAUCUCUGACAGGAAAUACAGUUCUCUUCUUGGCCUUCUGCAGCAAGAAAGGUGCUUAACGUCCAUGCAAGAAUGCACCAUGAAGCAACACUCGAGUUCUGCUUGUAUGACUGGACCUGCGAGGUUACAAAAUAUCAGUCAAAGUUCAGCUCCUGGGGGAGAGAGGAAAGCAAGCUCUUACCAAGGCUCAGAAAAUCCCAGUGUAAGCCAUGCCACUGCAGGUAUUCAGAUUCAUGACAGAAGACGAGAUUUGUACUUCUAGCAACUGAAUGUUUCUACUGUGUUCUGAAAGAGAGAGUUAUUUCUGUGAACUUUUAUUAUUUGCAACUGUGAAUCAAGAAGAAAUUUACUGCAGCUAUCCUGUGUUUUUUUUUCUCUCAGCUGGAAGAAUACACGUACUGUUUACUGUCUGGGGAAUGACAAAAUAAUACUUUUCUAUUCAGUAAUUUCUAUACAAUAAUUUCUAAUGUUUGUGGUAUUAACAUGGGCAGUAUGUUUAUUGUGGCCAUAUAUUGUCUAUUUAAGGCUUUUCAUGUAGCCCUCUUGAAAGGACUCCUGCUCUUUUUAAUCUUUCUGUGUUCAUUAAUUUACCGCCUCCUGAUAAGAAGUACAAUUCUUAUCAAUGCAGCUGAUAACCAGAAAGUGCAGGGAUGCAGUUAGCAUAAAUUCAAUGCUGCAACUUCUUAGCUUGAUUUGAUAUCUCCGUAUUGUUUAAAAUAGUCUAGGCCACUGGCAAGAGACUUCAACCACAGGCCAGCAAAGCACAGUAUUUUUGUUGUGAAAGUGAUGCAAUUUAUGACCGUACUUGCAAUUCCUAGGGAUACUCUUCGGAAAGUAUAUAAUAUACUUAUGCCUGAAGGCUCUGUUUUGCCCUCUCACUAAUGUAUCAUCGUCCUCUAGAAAGCAGUGAAUUCAUAGUAGUUCUGAGGAAACCUUGAUUCUUAUUGGGUGCAAUUAAAAUACCAUUCAGCAAAAGUCUGCAGGUAGGACUGUUCUAUUUUCCCAGCCUCUCUGCAGGUGUAGGAGAUUCUUUUUGUAAAUAAGCUGUGUGGGUUUAUCUUUUCCUUCUUCAUUGGUUAUACGUUAAUAUAAUAGAGCAUGAUUAGCUUUUUCUGACUGCUCUAUGUAGUUGCUGAAGGCAAUUUGACCUUUGAGAUGGCAGAGCUUGUGAUUUUUAUAGAACAAAUCCUAAACUGGUAUAAAUGUUUAUGACUGUUACAUCAGAUAUCUCUGCUGCCACAGCUCCAGUUAUAACACCUUGUGUAAUUUUAUAAAUAAUAUGAGUUUAGCAACAUCAGGUGUUUAUGGUACUAAUUCACAAACUGAGUUUUUUUAAAGGAAUUAUUUUUUAUAUUUUACAAGUUUGCUCUAGCAGUUACAUGUUCUACAUCAAUCUGAGAUCACAAGGGGAACGGUUUUAACUAAACUAAUAAAAGAUACACCGAUGUCCUGUCUUGCUAUAGAUAAGCACUGAAAAAAAACCCACUCCUUUUUAAUAUUUCUACAAAAAAUCCCUUUCUUCUCUUUUAAGUUUACAAAUAUUUAUCCAAGUAGUUCUGUUAUCCCAAGUCACUUAAUUACCUGAUUUUUAAGGCUACAUGGUAAUAUAAUUUGACUUCCUCUACGAGCCACAGCAAAGAUUUCCAACCUGUAUUGUUUACAUCUGUCAUACUGGCAUGUGCUAUAAUUCUAUUGAAUUAUAAUUCUAUUACUUAAAACUAUUGAUUUGGUUUUUUCCUCCCUCUUCCAUCCCUUCCAAAGGAAAAUGCUUAUAUAAUUUUCCUGCAAGGUCUGAAAAGACAGUCUAUUUAAAUGCUCUUAAAUAUAGUUCUUCAAGAUUAUAUAUGUAGAUUUUAUUAUAGAUUAUAUUCAAGAUUACUUAUAAAACCCUUGUUUCUGGUGAAUCAGACAAGUGGGAUUGGACAUUGUGGGGGGAAAAAAACCCGUUGUUUUUAAAUGUGUGUCCCUUAUUGCAAGAGCAGGAGCCAUCAGUGGCUCUGCCUUGACAGGGUCAUGCUGAGCUAUUGCUGCAAGGUUUGAGUCCCCAUUGUCCAGCUGUCUGGCAGACCUGGGGAAAGGGAACAAGUGUCCAAGUAGCUCAAAGGUCCCUGGACCCCUUGCCAGUGCAGGCUCCACACCAGGCACACGGGUGCUUGCUCUCUUCCCUGACUUUUAGAGGAAUGAGGAUGGAAUAGAGGGCUGUGGCACAGAGGCUCUGCUGUUCUGAAAUUUUGUUUUAUACCAUCACAGCACCAUGCACCAGAGUGUGCCUGGGUUUAUGGCAUCUCACUGCUCUUCUGCAAUAAACAUGGUUAACCCAUCA